Messenger RNA from Chrysoperla carnea, 2796 nucleotides. RefSeq names its product proton-coupled amino acid transporter-like protein pathetic. The record is from RefSeq and is a predicted model, not a curated record. The transcript has 6 exons. The coding region runs from base 84 to 1583 and encodes 499 amino acids. Lineage: Eukaryota; Metazoa; Arthropoda; Insecta; Neuroptera; Chrysopidae. Gene Ontology annotation, biological process: amino acid transmembrane transport. Gene Ontology annotation, cellular component: vacuolar membrane. Gene Ontology annotation, molecular function: amino acid transmembrane transporter activity.
UUUGAAUGUGUGUAACACGUAUUUUAGUGGUUGUCAAAAAUUUUCGGUUGUUUUUAUAAUUUUUGUGUUCGAUUAUUGCAACAAUGGCGUUAAAUUAUGGUGCACUUAAUCGAAAUAUUUACAAUAAUCAAGCUUUUAAUCCUAUGGCAUCCGCAGGAGCAAAACGUAAAGAUGAACGUCAACCAUUAUUGGAUAAUCAACAAUGUGAACCACUUGAUCCACGUCCGGAUAUACGAACAUCACCGGAAAAUAUUAUUGUGGAUGUUAAUUAUCAAGUAGCGAAUGCUCUAUCUGGUAAAGAACUCUUUGAAGAUUAUAAUCCAGCAGAGAAUCGUAAAUUAGAGCAUCCAACAUCAAAUUUAGAUACCAUGAUACAUUUAUUAAAGGGUAACAUUGGCACUGGUAUAUUAGCAAUGCCGGACGCAUUCCGUAAUGCUGGUCUUGUUUUGGGUUUAUUUGGUACAAUGGCAAUGGGUAUUAUAUGCACACAUUGUAUGCAUAUGCUAGUACGUUGUUCACAUGAGUUAUGUCGACGAUGCCGAGUACCGUCACUUGGAUUCUCUGAAGUAUGUGCUGCAUCUUUCGAAACAGGACCAUCGGCUUUACAAAAGUAUUCUGUACAUGUUAAAAAAUUAAUAGAUAUAUUUCUAUGCAUAACACAACUUGGAUUCUGUUGUGUCUACUUCGUAUUCGUUGCAGCCAACUUACAAGAAGUAAUCGCGCACUAUUUCAUAAAAUUAAAUAUUCACGUAUAUUUGGCAGCAUUAUUAAUUCCAAUGAUUUUACUAAAUUUAGUGAAAAAUUUAAAAUAUUUAACACCAAUAUCAUUAUUUGCUGCAUUGUUAACUAGUUGUGGAAUUGUUAUCACAUUUUGGUAUAUGUUACAAGAUUUACCAUCCACAAAACAUGUACCAAAAAUUGCGCCAUGGCAUCAAUUACCAUUGUACUUUGGAACAGCUAUAUAUGCAUUUGAGGGUAUUGGAGUUGUAUUACCCUUAGAAAAUAAUAUGGCCAAUCCUGAAGCAUUCGGCGGUUGGAAUGGUGUAUUAAAUACAGGUAUGAUGAUCGUAACAUGUUUAUAUACAGCUGUCGGAUUCUUCGGUUACUUAAAAUACGGCGAUAAAGUGAAAAUUGGUAGUUUAACGUUAAUUUUACCACAAAAAGAUGCUUUAGCGCAGUCGGUUCGUGUUAUGAUGGCUUUAGCAAUAUUUUUAUCAUAUGGUUUACAAUUUUAUGUACCAAUGAGUGUAGUAUGGCCAAAUAUUAAACAACGUUUUACCACAGAACGAUCCCAAUAUCUUGGUGAAUAUGCGACAAGAAUAUCGUUAGUAUUUGUAACAUUUGUUUUAGCAGCAUUAGUGCCAAAUUUGGGUGUUGUAAUUUCAUUGGUUGGUGCAUUAAGCAGUUCAACGUUAGCAUUAAUAUUCCCACCAUUAAUCGAAAUAAUAACAUUUUGGCCAGAUAUGGGCAAAUAUAAAUGGAUAUUAUGGAAGGAUAUUUUAAUUAUGUUAUUUGGUAUAGCUGGUUUCAUUUUUGGUACAUACGCCAGUGUUGCAAAUAUCAUUAAUCCAGAAUUUAAAUGAAUUUUUCGUAUUUUAUUUAUUUUGGAAUAAUUUCCACGAAGAAUUAUUUAUAUAACCAUACAUCUAUCCUCCCAAAAUGGAAGAUGAAUCGAUAUCAUUCGUUCGUAUUCGUUUAUAUUAGUAAAUGUUUGUUGUAAUAUGUUUCUAAUUAUUAUGCUUACUUAAUGAGCGAAUUUUAUUGGUACAAAAAUUGAAUUAUAAUCAAUCGAAUGAUAGAUUCGACUAUCUAUAUGCAUUCAGUGUGAUUGAGACAUGCUGUGAAAAGCCAUGUUUAAAUGGUUUUUUGUGUUUGCAGAAUCGAAACUACCUUAAAAUAUUUAUGAUCUUUACUUUUUCUAAAAAUUUUCAAUAUGAAAUUGAAUGCAUAUAGUUUCAGUCUUGUACACUUAAUGACUAUGACCAGCUGGUCCAAAAGGACUAAGCAAAUCCUGUCAAAAAUAUAUAUCGAUUUAUCAAUAGAUUUUCUGGAAUUCUUAGAUAUUAGAAAGUAAAAUAACUGAUGUGACAAAAAAUAAUAUAUGACGUAACUGUAUUUUAAAUUUUAAGCACUCUUGCGUAUUAGGAAAAAACAUAACAGGUUGACGGUUGGUGACUAGUUGUGAUUGAUGACUCUAGAUAGCCGCAAAAAAAUGAUAUAUCCUAGCGGAAAACAAAAUAUGCCUGGUUGUUUCGUUGAAAGCGUGGAAAAUUAUGUCAAUAUUCAUAUUAUUUUGUUCUGAUUUUGUUUCCGUGCAUUCGUACGUUUUCUAGUAGUUGUGGCAACUAUGGAUUCUUUUCUGCCUAGUGUGCGAUUUCUAAUUAUCUGUCAUAUGAUAUGUCGAACACACGGAACAAUAAUCCAUAUUAAAUGAACAGCCAUAUCCUAUAUUCGAUAAAAUAGUAUUAAUAUGCGUUCUGACGUACUAACGUCAGAGUUACCUUAUUAAAAAUGUAUUGAUUUGGUUAUCUUCGCAACCCAACAAGCUACACCCAUACACUGUCAAUAUGUGGUGUUUCUAAUGUUAAAUAUUUUAUCUCUUUUUGUCAAGUGGUCAAAGUGGUCAUAUGAAUGGUCUAAGCAUCAGACAGGCAAUUCUUUAAAUGUUAUAUUUAACGCUAUGGCUGAAUAUCGUUCGGGCUGCCAAAUUGAACGGGGCUGUUUACUUAAAAGGCUGAUAACUAGAUUAGACUGUUAACUGAAUGGCUAUAAAUUUAGUCGGCUGCGACAUAAAUA